AUGGAGGCGAAAUACGUCGCAUGGCGGUCUGCCUACCUCCGCACCUCCCCCGCCGGCCUCUACUGCUACUACAACGCCAAAGGCGACAAUGGCAACGCCAUCACCUGCUCGGAAGCUCACGGCUAUGCCAUGCUCAUCUCUGUUCUCCACGGGAAUCGUACCGACUUUGACGGUCUGUUGAGCUUCUUUCAACGGUUUCGAAACGAUCGUGGGUUGAUGUGUUGGCAGAUCCGGUCGGCGAACCAACCUGGUGGGGGAGAGGUGGAACCGUAUGUGGAGGAGGAUGGUAGGACAUCGGCUACGGAUGGAGAUGUGGAUAUCGCUUCAUCGCUGUAUCUGGCGUGGAAGAAGUGGGGUGGUGAGGAGAGGUAUAAGGUGGAAGCGGAUCGGUUGACUUCUUCCAUUUUGCGAUAUACGAUCCAUCCGCACCUUGGGACGCCGUUGUUGGGUGACUGGGCGAACUGCGAUACCCCCGCUGGUAAGAAGUUGUACGAUAGCACCAGGACGAGCGAUUUCAUCCUCUCUGCAUUUGCGUUGUUCUCACGCUACCAUUGCGAUGCUUCCGAACGCACGAGGUGGGAGUGGGUGCUUCAAUCGACCAAACAAGUCGCACUCUCCUGCGGUGGUACCACCGGUCUCCUCCCCGAUUUCCUCACCUUCAACACGAACACGCAAACCUGGCACCCUGCUCACGGCAAGCUCCUGGAAUCCGACCACGACGGCAACCUCAACUGGAACGCAUGCCGUACACCCUGGCGUCUCUCGCACUACCUCGCCACCACCGGAGACACCUCCAUCCUACCCUUGCUGCAACACGCACACCACUCGGUGAGGAGCGAAAGCUGUUUCAGUUUCCCACAGAUUCCAGCUGGAGUCGAUCUCCAGCACAAAAGGGCGCUGGUGGAGUACAGCGAUAAGGCGUUCAUCGCUCCUGUGGGGUACAUGUGCUAUGUGUUGGGUGAUGCGGAGGGUCAUAGCAGGUGUGUGGCGGCGUUGGGGGAGGAGGAGGGCGGGUAUUUUGGCGAUACGAUCGAUGUGUUGAUUGCGGAACAGGCGGGACACGCGAAUGAGUGGUUUUGA
Pseudozyma hubeiensis SY62 is the source of this 1080-nucleotide messenger RNA. RefSeq lists its product as hypothetical. Gene Ontology annotation, biological process: carbohydrate metabolic process. The coding region runs from base 1 to 1080 and encodes 359 amino acids. NCBI's taxonomy places the organism in Eukaryota, Fungi, Basidiomycota, Ustilaginomycetes, Ustilaginales, Ustilaginaceae. The record is from RefSeq and is a predicted model, not a curated record. The transcript has a single exon. Gene Ontology annotation, molecular function: hydrolase activity, hydrolyzing O-glycosyl compounds.